This is a messenger RNA of Benincasa hispida (wax gourd), 915 nucleotides long. RefSeq lists its product as uncharacterized. The record is from RefSeq and is a predicted model, not a curated record. Lineage: Eukaryota; Viridiplantae; Streptophyta; Magnoliopsida; Cucurbitales; Cucurbitaceae.
CCCCAAAACAAAAAUUCUCCCUUUAUUUGUUUGUUGAUAUGUAUGUGAUGAGGGGAUUUUCAGCAGCAAAAUCAUUAGUAAUGGGCAUAAAAUUACCCAAAAAGUUCCUCCAUUUAUUUGCAAAGGCAGCUCUGUUCCUUCUCUCCUUCUUCAUUUACUUCUCUCUUUCUUCUAAUCUCUUCAACCACACCAACUUCUGGUUUUUCCUUACCAACACUCUCAUUUUCAUCAUUGCCGCUGAUUCCGGCGCUUUCUCUCCGCCGUCCAGCUUCGUCGCUGCCACCGAUACCGUCCCAACUCCGCCAAAAGACUUUAAUAAGAUUGUCGUCGUUAAGGAACCUCCUAAUUCACCCAUACUAACUCAAAAUGAAGAAGAAGAAGAAAUAAUAAUCCAACUUACCACAGAAAAAACUUCUAUUCCUCCUAAAUUUAAUAAUUCAAGAAAAUCUUACCAACGAAGCAAGUCAGAGAAAGAGAUAAAAAGACUGAGGGAGAAAGCGGGAAAAAUCACGAUGAAGAGAUCAAAGACGAUGAUACGACACGACACGACAACGACAAAAAAGAAGGAAGAAGAAAAGGAUGAGUUUGCAGAGAUGACAAAUGAAGAAUUGAACAGAAGAGUUGAAGAGUUUAUUGAAAGAUUCAACCGACAAAUAAGACUCCAAGAAAUUAAUGAACAUGGCAAUGAGAAUAGAGAGCUUUUAAUCUAAUUUGGUUGUUUAUAUGUGUAAUAUGCAUUAACUUUUUUGUUUUUGUUUUUAGUUAGUGUGUGUUGUCUUCUUCCUCACUUGUCUCUUUCUAAAUAGCUACAGUUUUUCUCUUUUUCCUUUAAUGGUGAUAACUCAUAAUACUUUUUCAUGUAUGGAGCUGUCUUCAUCCACAAUCCAUAUAUAUGAAUUAUCAUCUCCCUUCUCA